This is a messenger RNA of Chironomus riparius, 454 nucleotides long. NCBI's taxonomy places the organism in Eukaryota, Metazoa, Arthropoda, Insecta, Diptera, Chironomidae. The record is from the annotation of a GenBank genome assembly.
CAUUGUCAUUCUUGUAUGUCAAUUUGAUAAUAUUCGUAUGAACAUGAACUGUAAAACUCAUUCUUAAUUCAGACAUUUUAACAAACAGUUGUUUUCGUCUCUGCAUUUUAUUAUACCUUUUAACAUUUCGUGAAAUUAAAGAUGAAAUUUUAUUAUUUGAUUUUUAUAUUUUUGACAUCUGCUGCUGUUUGGAAGAUUGGAUUAUCGCUAGCAAUUGAAGGGGAAACCGAGCAUUCAAAUAUUGUCAAACGUGCAGCACAAUUUCCCGGAAGCCCUCCUCAGGAUCAUAAAAAUACAGGAAAUACAUAUCUAAAUCAAACAUCAAACGUUGGAGAAGGCAGAAAUGAUGGGCUCCUUCCUAGAGGCAUGUCAGUUCGAACAUAAAAUAAUAAAAUACUGACAUAUUUUUGUACCGAUCUUUUUAAAUUACUUUGUGCAAUAAAAAAUGUAUAAA